AUGCCCAACGCUCCCGACUAUACUCGACAUGACUAUGCACUCAAUCAGAUUCUUGAAGAUCCAGAAGAAUCAGUCUCGCCGCGGUCGAUUCCGGGAGAUUCAAUUCCGCCCACUGACUCUGGUGCACGCACUCCCACCCAGAGCGCACGCAGUGGCAGUUCAAGGCGCGCCAAGAGCACAAGGACGGGCACUACGAACCUUUCACGCACUGAAGAUCUUCACACACCCAAUAGCUCAGAGGGCGGAAUGGAGAGGACCAGCACGACAUCGGUUGAGAAGCGGCACACCGAUCGCAAAGGGGGUCGCCGCCAUAUUAUCCACGAGAAAAUCGUCACACAUGAAACUCGAGGUAGCGGCCAGCCGACAUCACGUCACCACACCAUCGUCAUAACGGAUCCAGAUGCUGCUGAUCGCAGAGAGAGACGCAGGGCCGAGCGGGAGGCACAGCAGGCACGACGGGCUGAGCGCGAGCUCAUUCGGGAACAGCGAAGAGAACGCCGUGAACGUUCGGAAGCACGUAAAGCCCAUUCUCGUGACCUUGAGAGAGUCAUUGCCGCGCUUCAGCACCACUCUCGAUCCCGCUCUUCUUCCAGGCGAAGCCCAAUCACUCCUACCACUCGGUCUGGAAUCGGUCUCGAAGAGGAACUCGAACGGCUAAAAUUCGCGUUGGCUGAAUCUGAAAAGGACUCGGAGGGUUUACGAACUAAGCUUCGUGAUCUGACGGAUCGAUUGGACAUCGAGUCGAAGCGCGCAAACAAGGCCGAGGCCCGGUACAGGGAAUAUACACAACAGUUACGGAGUGCCGAGAUAGCCAAGAAGAAAGCUGAAGCAGAUGCAACACGCGAGUCCGAGGAGUCGGCCAGGCUGAAGAUUAUCUACGAGACCGCUCGGGCACAGCAGGAGCAUAUCCAGCAGGAGCUAGAUGCUCUACAGCAAGAGCGCGACGAAGCUGAGCAGCUUGCCGCUGACGCGAGAACCAAGGCGCGCAAGUUUCAUGAAGAGUUGAUUGCUGCCCAGGCACGAGAAGUAGGCCGAAGGGAAGGUCGACGUGAAGGUCGACGAGAGCACAAGCAUCGUCAUCGUGAAAAGGAAAAGGAAAAGGUGGUCGAAAGGAUUAUUGAGAGGAUUCAGCCGGAGCAGCCGACACCUCCAGUCGUUACAGAGAGUGUGGUCUACGAUGAGGAGGAGGGUACUACGUCACAACGUACUACGCCACGUGCUCUAACACCUGAGCUACCACAAGAGCGCACUCCACCCCCGCCCCCGCCAAUCAUUCCACCUCAGAAUUACUCCCCUAUUGAUCAUCACUCCGAACCCGAUACCGAACUACCUGAUUUGCCAGACCCUCCACAAGGUAUCCAAAUGCCGGAGGUCAUCGACCCUGCACCAUUGCCUCCCAUCGGAGGUUCUGCCUGGUCUAACUUAAGGAACAAGAUUGGCGGGAAGCUCAAACGCACGAAUUCACGUUCCGACAGUUAUUCUCAGGACUCAUAUCUAGAUGACCCAGGCAUGUAUGGAGCUGGUCGACCUACGUAUUCGACCAGCAACCGCGACAACCCUUCCCGAUCAGACGUCCUCUCCAGAUCGCAAUUUGCCUCUCCGGACCGCGAUAUCCCUUCGCGAUCUCACUAUGGCCAUCCAGACCGUGAUAUUCCUUCUCGAUCUCAUUACAGCCAUGUAGAGCGUGAUCAACCCUCUAGAUCCCAAUAUGCUCCAGACCGCGAUAUACCGUCUCGAUCACAGUACACCCAUGAUCUGUCUCCUACCUCAGACCGGUAUAUUCCCCCACCGCCACCUCCCCCGGUCGUUCCUAUGACUGGUAUGACUGGUAUGACUGGUAUGACUGGUAUGUCCGGUAUGUCCGGUAUGACUGGUAUGACUGGUAUGACGAGUAUGGCUGGCGUCGGCUCUAUGUCUGGCAUGGGUUCACUAUCUGGCAUAAAUGGUAUGACCGGCUUGACGACUCUGGUACCUGGCCCUGGCACCGGACCAGGCGCUGGUCCAGGCACUGGUCCCGUAGCUGGGCCUUCAAGUCUACAUGUCCCCCAGGCUCCACAGGAAAUCAAGGCGUCUCGCAAGGCAUCUCGACGUAAUAAAUCCAACAUUCCUCCCCCUCAACCAAUUUUCUCUUCGGCUCCUCCAACUGCCCCCGAAGCUCCCAUCCAUCCUGUGCCCUACAACAAUGCUUUGGCAUCCCCUUGGCACCAUAAGCCCGGGGUCAUCCUCCACGAGGGUUGGAUUCCUGAAGCUGAUGGUGAAGGACAUAUUGACAUCCCUCCUCCACACGAGAUUCACCCUUCCCCGCUUCUCGUCGAUAACGAACUCGGAGAACGCUCUUUGCAUCCAAUUGUUCCGAAUGCGCCGGUUCACAAGACUCCCAAACACCGUGCCGGAUCACAGCCUACAGCUCCUUAUACCCCCAUGGUUUUCCCUGAUGACCAUUCCGAAGAUUACUCGGACGACAUCGAUAUCCCUAUUGCGGACGCGCCGAAUUUUGAUCCUCUGGCGGUUCGCACACCAGCGCACUUUGGUCGGCCAUUAUCGGUCAUCCCUGAGUUAUCGCCCGAGUACCAGGCCCCACCUAUUCCAGAGGCCCCAUUACCGAGCGGGAGACAUUCAACGCGAAGCAAGUACUCACAACCAACCUACAGGCAAGAGUCGGACGACCGCAGUGCGACAGUUUCGGUUGAGAGUGGGGCAGCAGGAGAUGCGAGUGUCUAUCAAUCGAUUCGUCGUCGUCCCUCUUCACUUACCCCGACCUCGCCUGCACCACCUGUCGUCCAACAACACGUGUCGGAUGACCCUCGUACACCACCACCACCUAUUGUUCCGAAUGCCAUUAUCCCAGUUGGACCGAUUAGCCCCGAAUCUGUGCCUCCAGUACCUCGGAAGACCAAGGCGGAUCGUCACCGAGCUCGGGAGGCCGAGCGCGCACAAGAGAACGCAUGGGAAAGGGCCGAAAGGGAACGCACUCGCCAAGCACGAGCACAGGAGCUCUUGGAGCACGAACGGAAGCAAAAGGAACUGGAGCGUGGGGUGCAAGAGCAACAUGUACGGGAGGCACGGGACAUCGAGUACCGACAGGAGCGCGAACGAAAAGAACGCGAGCGGGAGGAAAAGUACCGUGAACGCGAACGAAAGGACAGCGAGCGCGCAAGGAAGGACAGAGAACGGGAACAGAGAGCGCAGGAGAAGGAGCGAAGACGCCAAGAACGAGAGAGUCGGAGCAGGACUGAACGUCGUUACGAUUCGACGCCCGCCUUACCCAUUGUACCACCCAACCCCGUUGUAUCACCGAGCCCCACACCAGAAACGCCGCCGCACGAAGCCCCCGCUCCAGUCAUCCCUCUAAGUGAGGAUAGGCAAAUCACCUUCCCUAUGCCGCAUAUCGUACCUCCGCCAGAGCAGAUUGUUGGUGCACCGGCGGCAAUAGUUGAACCCCCCUCGUUGAUUGUACAAGGGCCAUCAAGGAUCGGAGAAGGGCCCUCGAGGAUUGUAGGGGGGCCAGCGCGAAUCGUAGAGCCACCCGCGCAUAUUGGAGAAGGGCCUUCGAGGAUUGUGGGGCCCCCAUCACGUAUUGGGGAAGGCCCUGCUCGUAUUGGGGAAGGCCCUGCUCGCAUUGGGGAAGGGCCUUCGUAUGUAGCUCGACCUUCAGAGAAGAUUGUACUGCCCCACAUCGUCCCCCCUCCUCCCAUUCCCGAUGACCAUUACACCCCCUACUCUCCUGCUAGUGGGCCUGGAAGUGCAGGUACAGGUCCUGGGCGUCGCUCUUAUAACUACGCCCCUGCAACUUCUGCAACGCCCAUUACUCCUCGCACUCAAACUCUCCCUAUGAAGAUGCCCUCUCCCGAGCCAUGGUAUGACCCCGAAAAUCCUAGACGCCGGGCAGACGCAGAUGAGGCAGCGAUCAAUGCUUACGUCCGUGCAGUGGAACAAGCCAGGAAGCUACAGACGGGCGAGGAUGACGAUGAAGAAGACGAGGAGGUGCAGCGCCAAAUGAAGGCCAAAUUCGGGAAUCUUAGUGGAAAUGAUUCCGAUGAUUAUGAGAACGGCGAGGGUGAGGAGGGUGAGGAGGGUGAGGAGGAUGAAGAGGAUGAAGAAGACAGCGAGGAGGAUGUUUCUGAGGAAUCGGAGUCGAGCGCUGAGUCGAGCGAGCUAACCGUGUCUGAUAACCGGCAGCAUAGUUCGAUCAAUGGCGAUUUAUACUAUCCUCCAAGCAUUCCCUCCAGCUAUCACCCAAACUAUGAACGAGACAACCGAUCAGUGGGUACUAGCGCCCCCAGUAUAGUCCUUCAACCUCCGUCAAGCGAAUCAAAUGUUUCAUCCGAAGGGUCCCAGAUUUCGGACCAACCAGACCCACGAAUGCUGGGACCAGUCUACCAGCCCGCUCCCCGCCAGACCGACCACUUAUACGAUCCUGCCGAGCUCGAAAGUCUCGAGGAUGAGCCACUUGACUUGAGCGGUGUCCCCGUUCCGGGGGCUGGAGGUUUGGAUACCUACUCGGGAUCGGUGGCUUCUCCCGUCUCUCGACAGUACGGGCAUCCCUCGGAUUACAUUAACCCGCAUCAUAUACCCAGGCACAGCUCGGCAUCGGUCAAUCGACCCCCGCCGCUCGCUAAUGAUUCAAGCUAUAAUUCACGAUGGGCGCCUGCCCGACCUCCUAGUACAGGCUAUCAACCACCAGGUCUCCCUGAUUUUGGCAACUUUGACGGAGAACUGGAUCAUGUGAAAUACCAGCAAGAUUACCGUCCUCCUCGCUCGCAUACGACUCGCUCUUCCGGUCGUUCCUCCGCAAGCAGCGUCAGUCGACCGGGUGUCCCCAUGAUACCUCAGUCCGUUGUUAUAACCCCUGCCAACACAAGCCAACCAAGCACGCAACGGACCACGACCGCCGACCUCACCCCUGAAAAGACCCCCAGCUCGAGCCAUUUGCCAACACCUGGUUUUGCUACUCGAAUAGGUGCAGGUCUUAGUGGACUUGGGUUCAGUCGACCAGGCUUCAUGCGCUCUCCCAGUGCCCAGCAAACCACAGCACCGCCUCCAGUGACCGCCCCUGUGACGGACCCCGGACCACCAGUCAUACCAGCACCCGUACCAAAUCGAUCGCCCAUGCCACCCCAGGGAGGCUCACGCGCCCCUUCAGGGAUGGGUACCCGUCCCGAAAUAAACAGAGUGAGAAACACGCUGGGACCAACCCUUCAAGUGCCCAUGGCUGGGAUGGGGUCCCCAAACAGGCCAAACGUUGUGGCCAGUAAGCCUCCGCCCCAGCAGCCCAAAGGCUUCCCUCUAACACGGCCCGACUCUCGAUUUACAGAUCGCAACAAGAAUAAGACGAGGGCCCAGGUCGAGGCGUUCCAGGCCCUGAGAGAGGAACAAGAUUUGGAACGCCAACGCCAGUGGGAUGUUGAUCAUGUUGGCGACGGUGCGGAAAAGAGUAGACCAUCCUCACCUCAAGGGUCAGUAAGGAGUAGGAAAUCUAGGGCAGUAACAGUUGUUUCAGCGUCGGACGAGGAUGACUGGACAACUGGCCGCUCACUGAAAGGAAGGCCGCUUUGA
Rhizoctonia solani is the source of this 5556-nucleotide messenger RNA. RefSeq lists its product as uncharacterized. Gene Ontology annotation, biological process: actin filament polymerization. The coding region runs from base 1 to 5556 and encodes 1851 amino acids. NCBI's taxonomy places the organism in Eukaryota, Fungi, Basidiomycota, Agaricomycetes, Cantharellales, Ceratobasidiaceae. Gene Ontology annotation, cellular component: actin filament; cytoplasm. The transcript has 5 exons. Gene Ontology annotation, molecular function: actin binding; microtubule binding. The record is from RefSeq and is a predicted model, not a curated record.